This is a messenger RNA of Talpa occidentalis (Iberian mole), 330 nucleotides long. RefSeq names its product thioredoxin-like. The transcript has a single exon. The record is from RefSeq and is a predicted model, not a curated record. NCBI's taxonomy places the organism in Eukaryota, Metazoa, Chordata, Mammalia, Eulipotyphla, Talpidae.
AUGAAGGGAAAUGUGGAGAGCAAAUGUGCUUUUCAUGAAACCUCAAACUGUGCAGGAGAGAAACUUGUAGUAGUAGAUUUCUUAGUCAUGUGGCAUGGGCUUGCAAAAUGAUAAAGGCUUUUUUUUCAUUUCCUCUCUGACAAGCAUUCCAAGGUGUUGUUCCUUCAACUAGACGUGGAAAACCAUCAGGACGUUGCUUCAAGGUGUGACAUCAAAUGCAUGCCAACCUUCCAGGACAGGUUUUUGUCCCUUUCAAAUGGACAAAAGGUAGGUGAAUUUUCUGGUGCUAAUCAUGAAAAACUUGAAGCUACCACUAAGGAAAUGAUCUAA